Cladophialophora immunda is the source of this 1422-nucleotide messenger RNA. RefSeq lists its product as uncharacterized. Bases 309 to 1337 code for a protein of 342 amino acids. The record is from RefSeq and is a predicted model, not a curated record. The transcript is spliced from 2 exons. Gene Ontology annotation, molecular function: hydrolase activity. NCBI's taxonomy places the organism in Eukaryota, Fungi, Ascomycota, Eurotiomycetes, Chaetothyriales, Herpotrichiellaceae.
CGAUCCUUUUACAAUUACCACCCACACAAAGAAGAGAGGCAGCCUGCAGACUCUCGGUCCCUCUGCAGAGCACCGCCCUCAUGGCAGUCGGGGAUUCAACCCAUGAUCCGACUCGUAUGGAGAUGUCCUCGGCUCCUGCGCCGAUCAUCCUUCAAGUGGAGAAGUCCACUUCAAUCCAUUCCACCGUCUUGAGGAGGUGAAAGUCCUUCGCAAGCACCGACAUAUUCCUUCUGUUUACAAUUGACGAGCCCAUUACGUCCUCAGAAGAUCUGUCCUCUAGCCCUCCAGCACCACAUCAAGUCCCAAAGAUGGAUGCCCAUAAUGCUGUUAUCCUCGAAUCCAGCAAGUUUCACCCAACCGCCAUUUCAGAAGAGACAAAAGCGUUCAACCAGAAACUGAUGGAUAUUAUGGCACAUGGGCCCAAAUGGUACGAGGUCGGUGCCAAACGCUACCGCGAAAUGCGCGCCGCUGGGGAGACACCUCUUCCUAAAGCGGUCUAUCUCGACACCGCGGAGGACUUCACCAUCCCGAGCCGGGACGCUGGCCGUACCAUUCCCUGUCGGAUCCUCCGCCCUCAGAACGGGAAACCUGUUAAAUCGGUAUUCCUCCACAUCCACGGCGGCGGCUGGGUUCUGCAGGACGAAAAGUCGCAAGAUCCCGCAUUACAGGAGAUUGCGGACACUACGGGCGUCUUAUGUAUAUCGGUCGGCUACCGUCUCGCGCCCGAGGAUCCAUAUCCCGCUGGACCCCACGACUGCUUCGAUGUCGCGGAAUGGUUGAUUGACAACGCCGAGUCCCAGUUUGGAGUCCCGUUAGGUUUCGUGGGCGGAGAGUCCGCCGGUGGACAUCUUAGCAUGCUCGUCACUCUUCACCUUCUACAACAUCACCACCCAAAGUACUCGGAUUUUCGCUUCAAAGGGCUCCUGUUGCACUUCGGCUGUUACUCGAUGGUAUGGACCCCACAAGUGUACAAUUUUCAACGACCGCAGAUAUUGGUCCUGGAUCAGGACCUGAUGGACCACUACAUCGACGUCUUUCUCCCCGGCAUGACCCACGAGGAGAAGAGACAUCCGUCAGUAUCCCCGCUAUACGCCAAUCUGGAGCCGCUGAGGGAGAAGUUGCCGCCUGCCCUCUUCACGUGCGGGACGGAGGACUGCCUUCUGGACGACACAAUGUUCAUGAGUAUGAAGUGGUUGAUGGCCGGUGCGGAGUCGGUGGUUAAGAUCGUGCCAGGCGCGCCUCAUGGAUACAUCAUGUUCCCAAAGGGCGUGACAGGGAGUGGUGCCGAGGAGGGGAUGAAGGCGGUUGAAGAUUUCGUACUGUCGAAGGUGGGUUAGACGAGGAGACCCUUUCAAAUAGAGUCUCAAGCCGGGGAGGGGAAGAUUCAAGGUUUUCCACAGAAUUUAAGAGUCUUGAUUUCAA